CCAAAUGGGUGACGAGGACUUCCACUUUGCACCCAUCACUCCCCCGACCCUGCCGGACCACAUGCUGCCCCAGGACUCCCCCACUGGACCCUAUGGCUCCCACCCGGCCCCCCACCACCCCUACCAGCUGCAGGCUAUGAACGUCCCCGGGAUGCCCCGCAGUCAGGAUGGCGCCACCAUGCUCAACCAAGAUGGCGACACCUUCAGCCCUGACGGGGCGGCCAUGACCAGCACUCUGUCGGUGAUGCAGCAGAUGGUCAACUCCGACUCUCGCUUCGCCAGCAGCCAGCAGCCCGUCCAAGCCGCCCUGGGACCCAGGAACCAAUCAGGAGCCGGCCAGGUGUCCAGCAUCCACCAAUCACAGCUGGCCCACAACUCUCCUUCUCCUCCUGCCAGCACCUCUGCCACACCCUCACCUUCCAGCUCACCACACCUGGACCACCACGAGGAUGCAGGCCUCAGGGGCGAGAAGCGGCCUGCAGCCUUCGACAUGUCCAAGAAACCCAAGACGCCCAAGAAGAAGAAGCGGAAGGACCCAAAUGAGCCCGUGAAGCCGGUCUCUGCCUACGCUUUGUUCUUCAGGGACACCCAAGCCAACAUCAAGGCCCAGAACCCUAACGCCACCUUUGGGGAGGUCUCCAAGAUCGUGGCCUCCAUGUGGGACGGCCUGGGAGAGGAACAGAAGCAGGUGUACAAGAAGAGGACAGAGACGGCCAAGAAGGAGUACCUGAAGCAGCUGGCUGCCUACAGAGCCAGUCUAGUGUCUCAGAGUUACAGCCACCACCCAUCUGAGAUGAAGCCGCCCCCCUCCUCCUCCUCCUCCUCCUCCAUCUACACAUCCAAGCCCCCCGUCUAUGCGGGCCAGCACCAGCACCCCAACAUGUACAUGCCAUACCCCCACCCGUCCAGUCUGGCUCAGCACUCCACCUUGGGAGGACCUCACCUGCCUCAGAUGCACACCCUGUCCACCAGGGGCAGCGUACCUGGGCCCCCCCCGCCCCAUCAGGGAGGCUCCACCCCUCCCCACCAGGUCAGCCCCCCACUCCACAGCCAGACUCCCCUGGGGGGGAUGCAGCAUCAGCAUCAGCAUCAGCAUCAGCAUCCCUCCAUGGCCAUGACACACCCCCCCGCCCUCACACAGGUCUACUCCCUGCAGUCGGACUAUCAGCCAAUGGGAGGAGUCUUGAUGUACAGGGCAGCGAUGAUGUCAUCACCAGUGGACUACCAGCAGCUGGGCCCACACCAUCACCCGUCUCUGGACUGGAGCACUCAUUACCAUGGCAACGGGACUCCUCAGCCAGACAAGACUUUGUACCUGACUUAGUCCACAUCCACAUGCACACCAUGGGACCUCCUUGGACCUUGGACCAAGUACUCAGGAGGUCACCUCCCUUACCACAUAGGAGGAGUCACAUGACCUUAUGAGGGAGGGGUCCAAACAGGAAGUAGACGGCCUGACUUCCUGCAUGUAGAUUAGUUGUAUCAGGAUGCUGAUUGACAUGGCCAGGAUGCAGUACUCAUGUACUUAUAUACUACUUGUACUUCUAUGGGUACUCAUGUACAUGAAGUACUUAUAUACUACUUGUACUUCUAUGGGUACUCAUGUACAUGAAGUACUUAUAUAUUACAUGUACCUCUAUGGGUACUCAUGUACAUGAAGUACUUAUAUACUACAUGUACCUCUAUGGGUACUCAUGUACAUGAAGUACUUAUAUACUACAUGUACCUCUAUGGGUACUCAUGUACAUGAAGUACUUAUAUACUACAUGUACCUCUAUGGGUACUCAUGUACAUGAAGUACUUAUAUACUACAUGUACCUCUAUGGGUACUCAUGUACAUGAAGUACUUAUAUACUACAUGUACCUCUAUGGGUACUCAUGUACAUGAAGUACUUAUAUACUACAUGUACCUCUAUGGGUACUCAUGUACAUGAAGUACUUAUAUACUACAUGUACCUCUAUGGGUACUCAUGUACAUGAAGUACUUAUAUACUACAUGUACCUCUAUGGGUACUCAUGUACAUGAAGUACUUAUAUCCUACUUGUACCUCUAUGGGUACUCAUGUACAUGAAGUACUUAUAAACUACAUGUACCUCUAUGGGUACUCAUGUACAUGAAGUACUUAUAUACUACAUGUACCUCUAUGGGUACUCAUGUACAUGAAGUACUUAUAAACUACAUGUACCUCUAUGGGUACUCAUGUACAUGAAGUACUUAUAAACUACAUGUACCUCUAUGGGUACUCAUGUACAUGAAGUACUUAUAUACUACUUGUACCUCUAUGGGUACUCAUGUACAUGAAGUACUUAUAUACUACAUGUACCUCUAUGGGUACUCAUGUACAUGAAGUACUUAUAUACUACAUGUACCUCUAUGGGUACUCAUGUACAUGAAGUACUUAUAUACUACUUGUACCUCUAUGGGUACUCAUGUACAUGAAGUACUUAUAAACUACAUGUACCUCUAUGGGUACUCAUGUACAUGAAGUACUUAUAUACUACAUGUACCUCUAUGGGUACUCAUGUACAUGAAGUACUUAUAUACUACUUGUACCUCUAAGGGUACUCAUGUACAUGAAGUACUUAUAUACUACAUGUACCUCUAUGGGUACUCAUGUACAUGAAGUACUUAUAUACUACAUGUACCUCUAUGGGUACUCAUGUACAUGAAGUACUUCUGUUGUUCACACUGAGAAGGACAAAAAAAACACGAAGAGUUUUUGUGUAAACGCUGGCUCAACACUGGAAUUAUUAAGUCAGAAGAUUAGAAACAAAACUAUUAAUAUUGUAAGAAUAAAGUCAUGUUUUAUGCACAUACACACGUGUAUAUAUAUAUAUAUAUAUAUAUAUAUAUCCAUCCAUCCAUCCAUCAUCUUCCGCUUAUCCGAGGUCGGGUCGCGGGGGCAACAGCCUAAGCAGGGAAGCCCAGACUUCCCUCUCCCCAGCCACUUGGUCUAGCUCUUCCCGGGGGAUCCCGAGGCGUUCCCAGGCCAGCCGGGAGACAUAGUCUUCCCAACGUGUCCUGGGUCUUCCCCGUGGCCUCCUACCGGUUGGACGUGCCCUAAACACCUCCCUAUAUAUAUAUAUAUAUAUAUAUAUAUAUAUAUAUAUACAUAAACGGGUAUAUAUUAUAUGCAUACAGUGGAUAAGGGAGGGAUAGUAAAGGUGUGUAAAUGAAGUAUAUUUAUAUAGUGCUUUUCUCUAGAGACUGAAAGUGCUUUGCCGUAGUGAGAGCCAUGAUUGAAGUUCCAUUCACACCAGUGUGGGUGGCAGGUGGGUAGAGUGUCUUGCUCAAGGGAACAACAGCAGUGACUAGGAUGGCGGACUUAGGGGAUCAAACCUGGAACCAUCAAGUUGCUGCCAAGGCCUCUCUAACAACCGAGACACAACCCUCCUGUAAGCUUCCUGUCUAAUAAUAGACCACAACAACAACAACGACAAGCUGAACUGUGCUGUAUGCACUGCUGUACCAAUAAGUCCCUUUGGCGCCCUCACAAACGAUCAGAAAUCUCACUUAAACAAGAAUUUUGGUGCAGUAAGAAACAUUCAACAAAGUAAAAUCCACUCACAGGACACAACAUACCAUUUACCAUGAAUUGAUGAAGGUGGACCCCGACUUACACAAGUUGAAAAACUUAUUGGGGUGUUGUUAGCAUUUAGUGGUCAAUUGUAGGGAAUAUGUACUGUACUGUGCAAUCUACUCAUAAAAGUCUCAAUCAACCAAUCAAUCAAUCAAUCAAACAAACAUCAUAGCGGAGGAGCAGAAAGGCUAUUUUAUUUUAAUUUUAUUUUUAAAUCUGUUCUCAUCACAAUUAAAAACUUGCUGCGGUGCGAAAGUGCUUCAAUACGAGCGAGCACAAAAGUAUGCACACACACUUUCUGAUUGAAAAGUUUGUAUACUGAAAGCAUAUAUAUAUAUAUAUAUAUAUAUACACACACACAGUAUAUAUAUAUAUUUUAGACACAUAUGUAUAUUUAUAUAUAUAUAUAUGUGUGUGUGUGUAUAUAUGUGUAUAGAUGUGUGUGCAUUUGUAUAUAUGUGUAUAUGUAUACACACACAUACAUAUACACAUAUAUUUACACAUUUAUACAUAUAUAUAUACAUAUAAUUUAU
Messenger RNA from Nerophis ophidion (straightnose pipefish), 4114 nucleotides. Its product is annotated as thymocyte selection-associated high mobility group box protein TOX-like. Gene Ontology annotation, cellular component: nucleus. The transcript has 7 exons. The record is from RefSeq and is a predicted model, not a curated record. Gene Ontology annotation, biological process: regulation of transcription by RNA polymerase II; leukocyte differentiation. Bases 5 to 1324 code for a protein of 439 amino acids. Lineage: Eukaryota; Metazoa; Chordata; Actinopteri; Syngnathiformes; Syngnathidae. Gene Ontology annotation, molecular function: chromatin DNA binding.